CUCUCGCACAAUGACUCUCAUCAAUCCGGAGGGUCAAUUUUAUGGCUAUCCAUAGAAUGAAGAGCCACCCAGUACUAGCCACGAUGGACUACUACCAGCUAACUAGUGGCCGGGGCCUAGGUAGAUAAACGUCAUAUCUAAAACCCCCCACGCCAGGAUGGUGGACCCCUCGGCUAUUGAUAUAUAAUGCCUCGUCGGAGCAUCUCCUGCCAUCUCAUCUUCUUCUGCAUUCUUUCUCCUCUCUUGCAUCUCUUCUGCUUCAUUUUCACUCACCCCGCCGCCCUCUGACAUCACAUCAUGCCCGCCGCCUUGCUGAUCGGGUCCAUCGCCCAUUCCACCAAGGAAUGGUCCGAUCUCUCCGCCAUCCUGACCUUGAAGGAAUUCCCCUCCGGAAACCGCGAAGAUUUCCUCCGCAAUUGUCGCGACGGCCAGUACGAUGAUGUCGUCGCCCUCUAUCGCUCUAAUGCCUCCACCAAGUUCACUGGUCCAUUCGAUGCCGAGUUGCUCGCCGUCCUGCCGCCAUCUCUCAAGUACAUCUGUCACAACGGCGCAGGCUAUGAUAACAUCGAUAUCGCGGCAUGCACGGAGAAGGGUAUCGCCGUCUCCAGCACCCCCGUCGCCGUCAACAAUGCCACCGCCGAUGUGGCCAUCUUUCUGAUGAUUGGCGCUUUGCGACAGGCGUACGUCCCGCUCUCUUCCCUCCGCGCCGGACAAUGGCUUGGAAACUCCACUCUCGGUCGGGAUCCUCAGGGGAAGGUGCUCGGCAUUCUUGGUAUGGGGGGAAUUGGUCGCGAAAUGGCCCACCGCGCACGCGCAUUCGGCAUGAAGAUCCAAUACCACAACCGCUCUCGCCUCUCCGCUGAGCUCGAGGCUGGCGCCGAAUACGUCUCGUUCGACGAGCUGCUCGCCAACGCAGACGUCUUGAGUCUGAAUCUGGCCCUGAACGAGUCUACCCGCCAUAUCAUCGGGGCGAAGGAGUUCGAAAAGAUGAAGGACGGGGUGGUGAUCGUCAACACGGCUCGCGGGGCGUUGAUCGACGAGAAGGCGCUGGUCGCCGCACUGGAGUCGGGCAAGGUUUUGUCGGCCGGUCUGGACGUUUACGAAACCGAGCCCGCGAUCGAGCCCGCGCUGGUAGACAACCCCCGGGUGAUGCUGUUACCACACAUUGGCACCAUGACAUAUGAAACGCAACGCGAGAUGGAGCUGUUGGUGUUGAACAACCUACGCUCGGCCGUGGAAACCGGGAAGAUGAUCACGCUGGUCCCGGAACAGAAGGCGGUUUUUGGGCAAUAGUCUCCGAGAGGGUCCUCGUUCAAUAAUGCUCUGAUGACAGAAAAUAUAAUAGACUUUAU
Aspergillus ibericus CBS 121593 is the source of this 1352-nucleotide messenger RNA. RefSeq names its product D-mandelate dehydrogenase-like dehydrogenase. The coding region runs from base 298 to 1293 and encodes 331 amino acids. Gene Ontology annotation, molecular function: NAD binding; hydroxypyruvate reductase [NAD(P)H] activity; glyoxylate reductase (NADPH) activity. The transcript is spliced from 7 exons. Gene Ontology annotation, cellular component: cytosol. The record is from RefSeq and is a predicted model, not a curated record. NCBI's taxonomy places the organism in Eukaryota, Fungi, Ascomycota, Eurotiomycetes, Eurotiales, Aspergillaceae.